CCUGUUUGACUAUAGUUACGGCAAGUGAGCAGUUCAGUGGUUAACCAACUCCGACUUUCGAAUUAAACUUCUGUCUGAGCUGUUUAACACCAGUUAUUCUCUAAGCUCCGCAGCUGCAAAACAGCCACACGGUCGACAUUUUGUUUUCCCCUAAGUAAAAUUUUCAUGCGUCAUACCAAACUAGGCAGACGCGUUUUGCUGUCAAAAAGCUUGUCGGCUUCCGUAGGGUUCUGACUGCUGAUACUUUGCUUCAGACAGUCCGUGAGACGCAGCUUUAGACCCUAAAAUCCAGCCUUCUGGCAUCAGAACAAUGAGUCGAAGUUACAACGAUGAGCUGCAGUAUCUGGAUAAGAUCAGCAGCAACUGCUGGAGGAUUAAAAAGGGUUUCGUUCCCAACAUGCAGGUUGAAGGAAACUUCUAUGUGAACGAGCCCCUGGAGAAGCUGAUGUUCGAGGAGCUCCGUAACGCCUGUCGAGGAGGAGGUGUGGGUGGUUUCCUCCCAGCCAUGAAGCAAAUCGGGAACGUGGCGGCGCUGCCAGGAAUCGUACACAGGUCCAUCGGGCUCCCAGACGUGCACUCCGGGUAUGGAUUUGCGAUCGGAAACAUGGCGGCCUUCGACAUGAACGACCCUGAUGCUGUGGUGUCUCCAGGCGGCGUUGGUUUUGAUAUAAAUUGCGGCGUCCGUCUGUUGAGGACGAACCUGGACGAGGGAGACGUUCAGCCGGUGAAGGAGCAGCUGGCCCAGUCGCUGUUCGACCACAUCCCAGUGGGGGUCGGAUCCAAGGGAGUCAUCCCCAUGGGAGCCAAGGACCUGGAGGAGGCUCUGGAGAUGGGGGUGGACUGGUCUCUGAGGGAGGGUUACGCCUGGGCCGAGGACAAAGAGCACUGCGAGGAGUACGGCAGGAUGCUGCAGGCAGACCCCAACAAAGUCUCGUCCAAGGCUAAGAAGAGAGGUCUGCCGCAGCUGGGGACUCUGGGAGCAGGAAACCACUACGCUGAGAUCCAGGUGGUGGAUGAGAUCUACAACGAUUACGCCGCCAAGAAGAUGGGCAUUGACCACAAAGGUCAGGUGUGUGUGAUGAUCCACAGCGGCAGCAGAGGCCUCGGACACCAGGUGGCCACAGAUGCUCUGGUUGCCAUGGAGAAGGCAAUGAAAAGAGAUAAAAUCACUGUGAACGACCGCCAGCUGGCGUGCGCUCGCAUCACGUCGCAGGAAGGACAGGACUACCUGAAGGGGAUGGCAGCCGCAGGAAACUACGCCUGGGUCAACCGCUCGUCCAUGACCUUCCUCACCCGACAGGCCUUUUCUAAAGUGUUUGGCACCACGCCAGACGACCUGGACAUGCACGUCAUCUACGACGUUUCUCACAACAUCGCCAAAGUGGAGGAGCACGUGGUGGACGGGAAGCAGAGGACCCUGCUGGUCCACCGUAAAGGAUCCACCCGGGCUUUCCCCCCACACCACCCCCUGAUUCCUGUGGACUACCAGCUCACAGGUCAGCCCGUGUUGAUCGGCGGGACGAUGGGAACCUGCAGUUACGUCCUCACAGGGACAGAACAAGGCAUGACGGAGACAUUCGGCACCACCUGUCACGGAGCGGGUCGCGCUCUGUCUCGGGCAAAGUCCCGCAGGAACCUGGACUUCCAGGACGUCCUGGACAAACUGGCUGACAUGGGCAUCGCCAUCCGAGUGGCUUCGCCCAAACUGGUCAUGGAGGAGGCUCCUGAAUCGUACAAAAACGUGACGGACGUCGUCAACACGUGUCACGACGCUGGAAUCAGCAAGAAGGCGAUCAAGCUGAGGCCGAUCGCUGUGAUUAAAGGCUGAAGCUGCACGACUGAAUUUAAAGACAGUUUACACCAAACGAAGGAUGUCAGACGCCAGAAAUCACAAGAGACUUUUCAAAAGCUGAAGACGUUCACUCUUUUCUUUUUGUUUUGGUGAGGAGCGAAUUUAUGUUGAAGAAAAGAGGAAAAAAAAACAGCAUUUAGUUUCUAACCUGAAAAAAUGAAUCCGUUUGUGUUCCUGCCAAAUAAAGAUGAUAACUGAAAUCUGGACUCAGUGAAGUACAAGUACUUAAGUACUUUGCACUGCUGUUGCUCAGGAGUCCAAAUGUUGCUGCUGUGAAAUUUUGGAAACAUCUUUCUGAAAACUGGUUACCAUCAGUUAAACUUAAGAGGACAAGAUCAUCUGUUUGUGACUUGAUGUAAUAAAAAUCAUAAUUAAGUUCCAGAUGUGAAACAUCCAUGUAGUAACUGUCAGUAACUAAUACUCAAUAGUCCAAAUCUCUGAUUUAUUAAAAAAUAAAAGUUAAAGCAGUAA
Messenger RNA from Scatophagus argus, 2323 nucleotides. It is a transcript of the gene rtcb, whose product is annotated as RNA 2',3'-cyclic phosphate and 5'-OH ligase. Gene Ontology annotation, biological process: tRNA splicing, via endonucleolytic cleavage and ligation. The record is from RefSeq and is a predicted model, not a curated record. The coding region runs from base 311 to 1828 and encodes 505 amino acids. The transcript is spliced from 12 exons. Gene Ontology annotation, cellular component: tRNA-splicing ligase complex; nucleus. Lineage: Eukaryota; Metazoa; Chordata; Actinopteri; Scatophagidae. Gene Ontology annotation, molecular function: RNA ligase (ATP) activity.